Messenger RNA from Saitoella complicata NRRL Y-17804, 4657 nucleotides. Its product is annotated as Oligoxyloglucan reducing end-specific cellobiohydrolase. Gene Ontology annotation, biological process: Golgi to endosome transport; protein targeting to vacuole; Golgi to vacuole transport. The coding region runs from base 84 to 4553 and encodes 1489 amino acids. Gene Ontology annotation, molecular function: protein binding. NCBI's taxonomy places the organism in Eukaryota, Fungi, Ascomycota, Saitoellomycetes, Saitoellales, Saitoellaceae. The transcript has a single exon. Gene Ontology annotation, cellular component: Golgi apparatus; membrane. The record is from RefSeq and is a predicted model, not a curated record.
CUCAAUUAAAAAGCAGCUGAAGAGGCAGGAUAUACCCAUCAAUACCCCAGCUUCAUCAGCCUGUGAUCAAUUGAUCCACCACCAUGCAGCGACACCGGCUGCUCGAGCUGAUCACCUUACUGGCUCUCGCCGUCUUCAGCGGAGUCUUGGCAGAUAAACCCAAGGUCCACCGAACGACAUUCGACAAUUUACCUGCGAAUUACUUUUAUUUCAAUGAUUCUCCGGUGCUGCUUUACCAUGACCCGAUUACGGGGGUCGUGUACCGGUCUGACAAUGAGGGCAAGACGUUUGAUCCGGUGAAGGGCGUGAAGGAGGGCGAGGCGCGGGAUUUGAUUCAGCAUCCAUUCGAUAAUGAGAAGGCGUUUAUUUUGAGUACGGGCACGAAGCAUUGGAGGACCGAAAACCAGGGAAAGUCGUGGCAAUCGUUCACGACGCCGCAUCCGCCGACAAACAUGGGCGCGCCGAUUGCGUUCUCGGCGACAAAGGGGAAUUACGCCAUUUUCACUGGGAUGAAGUGCGAGAUUGGGAUUUUUGGGUCGUGUCAGGAUGUUGCGUUUUACACGAAGGAUGCGUUCGACACGGAUCCUAAGCCGUUGUUGUCGAAUGUGAUUCAGUGUGCGUUUAUGCAAGCUUCGAAGCACUUCAAGGAGGGAGAUCCGCAGACUGUCUUUUGCGUUCGUCCUGACCCUGAUUCCAAGGACUCGUUCCCGGACAACUUACAACUCGUCAAAUCUUCCGACUGGUUCCAGACCACCGAGGACGUCUCCUUUGAAGGCUCUCGCGCUGUACGCGGAGUCGUCGGUAUCGUUGUCGUAGAGAAAUUCCUCGUGGCUGCUGUGAAGUCUUCUGGGACGGAUGAGAUGAGAAUGUAUGUCUCCCUGGACGGCAACCUUUGGGAUCGCGCCGAGUUCCCUCACGACUCUAAGCUCGAGGAGGACGCUUACACCGUGCUCGAAUCGACGCCAUACGCUAUUCAAGUCGAUGUCCUUGGUAACAAUGCCAUCAACCCCAUGGGUACGCUCUACACCUCGAACUCCAACGGUACCUACUUCGUCAGGCGCCUCGAGCACACGAACCGCAAUGUCGGUGGAAACGUGGAUUUCGAGAAGGUUGAUAAUGUCGAGGGUGUCGUCCUGGCCAACAUCGUCGCGAACUGGGAAGAGGUCCAAGAGCGCCGCAUGACUACUAAGAAGGUCCAGUCUCGGAUCUCCUUUGACGACGGUAACACUUGGCACCGUCUCAAGGGUCCGGGAUGCGAUGGGAAGAGCGCGGAUGAGUGUAGUCUGCAUCUUCAUUCUGUUACUUCUCCGCAUAACUCUGGUCGGAUUUUCUCUUCUACUGCCGCGCCUGGAAUCUUGAUGGGUGUCGGUAACGUUGGCUCUGAGAUUAAGGAGUACACUGAAGGCGACCUGUAUGCGUCUACGGAUGCUGGGUUGACGUGGUCUCUGUCUCGCAGUGGAGCGCACAAGUACGAGUUUGGCGAUGGUGGAUCUAUCCUUAUCGCUGUUGAUGACGAGGAAUCUACGGACAAGGUCGCCUAUUCCUUGGACUUUGGCAGGACGUGGAAGGAGGUCGACUUGGAUGGUAAAGUCAAGGCGAGAAUGUUGACCACCGUCCCUGACUCCACGAGUAGGAAGUUCACGCUCCUCGCAACCGGUGCUCGUGGUGAGAAAGACGAGGGCAAGACCCUCGUGGUCUUUGUCGACUUUGCCGACCUCGAUGAGCGGGAGAAGAAGUGUAAGCUUGAUGAGAAGGAUGAAGGAAAGUCCGACUUUGAGAAGUGGUAUGCACGUACUGUGGAUGGACAGCCGCAGUGCUUGAUGGGACACAAGGAGUUUUUCUGGAGGAAGAAGGUUGAUAGGGAGUGCUUUGUCGGAGACAAGUAUGAAGAUCCUGUCCCUGUGGAAGAAAACUGCCCUUGCACGGAUGCCGAUUAUGAGUGUGACUACAACUUUGUCCGUGGAGAUAAUGGUGAGUGUGUUCCUGCUACUGGUGCACCGGAUCUUAUCCCACCUGGUCAGUGUACCAAGCCCGGUGACAAGUACAUGGGCAUUAGCGGCUACCGACUCAUUCCCGGCAACACCUGCGACAAGAGCAAGGGUGUCAGGAAGGAUGAGCCGGUCGAGAAGACCUGUGGAGAGAUGCACGUGCCUAGCGGAAAGGUCGGACACCACCAGACCGAGUUCAAGGGCGAGGUGAAGCAGUACUACUAUCUCGAGCGCUCUGAGACAUCAUCUGGAAAUGAUGAGACUGUGAUUCUGAGGACCACGAAGAAUGAGGUGUGGAAGACGCAUGACCAGGGUGGUAAGUGGGACAGGAUCUUGGUUGACCAGGAGGUCAUCUCGAUCGUUCCGCACCCCUACUUCAAGGAUUACGUCUACUUCUUGACUGUGUCGAAAAAGCUCUUCUUCUCCAAGGAUCGCGCAAAGACGAUCUCGGAAGUUGAAACACCACUUCCUCCCAACGGGUUCGGAGUUCAGGUGCUGCAGUUCCAUCCCGUUCAUUCAGACUGGAUCAUUUACACGGGCGGCAAGAACUGCGAGGAUGUCUUCGGUGACAACUGCCAUGCUGUCGCAUACUACUCCAAGGACGGUGGUUUCAGCUGGGAUAAGAUUGCGCAGUAUGUUCGCACUUGCUCCUGGGCUCGCGGAAAGAAGUUCGUGGUUGACGACGAUCUUGUCAUUUGCGAGAAGUAUUCUUCCGAGUCUGGAGCACAGGAGUCGAUGACUGCGCGCGACCUUCAGUUGAUCUCUUCGAAUGAUUACUUCGAGAAAGACAAGAAUGUGCACUUCAAGCAAAUGGUUGGGUUCGCCCCCGUGGAGGAGUAUAUCGUUGUCGCUGAGCUUGACGAGGAAAGCAAGGCUUUGACCAUGCAUGUUACCGUCGAUGGCAAGAACUACGCCAAGGCGCACUUCCCGCCUAAGUUCAAGAUCGAUCAUCAGCAGGCGUACACCGUUAUGGACUCUGUCACUGACUCGAUCUUCUUGCACGUAACGACCAACCCGAGGACUGGAUCUGAAUGGGGUUCCAUUAUGAAGUCCAACUCGAACGGAACGUAUUAUGUCCUGUCUGAGGAGAAGGUCAAUCGUGACACCUACGGCUACGUCGACUUCGAGAAGAUGCAGGGAUUGGAAGGUGUUGCGGUCAUCAACGUCGUGACCAACGCUGACGAUGCUUUGGCCGGAGCCAAUAAGAAGCUUAAGACGAAAGCUACUCACAACGAUGGUGGGGAGUGGAACUUCAUUGCGCCGCCGAAAAAAGAUUCGGAGGGCAAGUCCUUCUGUUCUGGAUCGUUGGAGCAGUGCUCUCUCAACUUGCACGGCUACACCGAGCGCAAGGACUUCCGGGACACAUUGUCUUCUGGAUCUGCUGUCGGCCUCAUGCUCAGUGUUGGAAACGUUGGCGAAUACUUGACGGGUUACGGUGACGGCAACACGUUCAUUACCCGUAAUGGUGGCGUGACCUGGAAGGAGGCACACAAGGGUACGUACAUGUGGGAGUACGGCGACCAGGGUUCGAUCAUCGUCAUCGUCAAUGACCGCGAGCCUACGAACAAGAUCCUCUACACCCUGAACGAGGGUGAAAGCUGGGAGGAGUACGUGUUCGCGAACGAGGAUGCGAAGGUAAAGGUCACCGAUAUCGCCACUGUUCCCUCGGAUACCAGCCGUCGCUUCCUCCUCUUUGGCAAGUCGACACACUCUGACAAGGUCCUGGCUAUUCAGCUUGACUUCACUGGCCUGACCGACCGUCAAUGUAACCUCGACCCCGAGAACGCCGCGGACGACGAUUUCGAGCUCUGGACUCCCAUGCACCCUGAAUCCGAGAACGGCUGUCUCUUCGGCCAUAAAGCUCAGUACCACCGCAAACUUACGGACCAUCUCUGCUACAUUGGCUCCAGGAUCCCGCAGCCGCACAAGAUUCUUGAUAACUGCACUUGUACCCGCCAGGACUUCGAAUGUGAUUUCAACUACCAGAGAGCGAGUGAUGGGUCGUGUGUGCUCGUCGAUGGUGCGACGCCCCUGGAUCACUCGCUGGUUUGUGCACAGGCUGAUGUGGUGGAGUGGUUCGAGCCGACUGGAUACCGUCGUAUUCCGAUCACGACUUGUCAGGGUGGAAAGGAGUUGGAUAAAUUCAUCGCACACGCCUGCCCCGGAAAAGAACGCGAAUUUGAGCGUGAGAGGGGAAAGAAGGGCUUGCACGGUUUCGGAUUGUUCGUGGUGAUCUUGCUGCCGUUCUUGGCUGCUGGUGGUGUUGCGUGGUAUGUGUACGCGAGAUGGCAAGCUCGAUAUGGCCAAAUCAGGCUCGGGGAUGAGGGGGUCAGGGUUGAGGAUAGUCCCGUUGUGCGAUACCCCAUUAUCGCGGUUUCUGCACUCGCUGCGGUGGUGAUGACUGUUCCGGCACUCUUGAAAGCCCUUGGGGGGGCUGUUGCGGGGAUGAUUUCGAGAAAUAAGAGGUUCACGACCAGGGGUAGUUUUGCGAGGGGAGAGUAUUCGACGCUCGGGAGGACGAGUUUGGAUGAUGAUAUCUUGGGGGAUUCGGAUGGGGAGACAUAGAUAGGCCUUCUCAAUGAGGUUGUGUGCGGGACGAUCGCGUACGAAUUACUAUUAGGUCCGAUAUUCUAAGACCUGUCUAAGUCUUCUCUACUACGUCUUGGUCU